Molecule: messenger RNA, 781 nt
Organism: Pecten maximus
Lineage: Eukaryota; Metazoa; Mollusca; Bivalvia; Pectinida; Pectinidae
Exons: 4
Coding region: 29-619 (196 amino acids)
Source: RefSeq, a predicted model, not a curated record
UCUGCAUGAUUCAGAUAUAUCUGUCAAAAUGGCUGCCCCCACGAAGGACACGCCAGAGCCAUCGACCUCUAAGUCUGCAAUAAAAGAAACGAACGAGAAGCAAAUCAGUAAAUUCAAAGAUAUAUGGAAGAUUAUGCCCUGUGAGCAGUAUGACUUGGCCUACAGGAUUUGCAAAGAUUGGAGAACUAAAUAUUAUCAUCGUUACUGGGAUGGUGUUAAGGAUUUCGACUGUGAUCCGUUGAAGAAAGAUGUAGAAAUGUGUGAAGAGCUUGCUGAACAUGAGAGUAUUGAGGCAUAUGAACACCUGUUAAAGGUGGAAGAAGCCAAACGCCAAAAGCGUUUACAUAGUGUACAGAACAAUGAUGUAUGGGAAUACAGAGCCUCUCCUCCAGUCGGCUGGUACAGCAACAUGUUAAACAACCACCCAGCCACAGUCAGUCAAGUAGAAGGGGUGAAACCAAUAUGUAAAGAACAUCACGAACCUUUCUUAAAUCGCCAUUUAAAACGAUACAAUGAAAAACAAAGUGAUGAAGACCUUACUAACGUGAAGCCAAAGAUGUGGUUGAAGCCACUGAAAGAGAGCUUGAAGGACAAUACCAGCAUGUGUGUUAUUUCCUAGCAGGAGUAAUCCUGUUCAACAGAACAGGUCAUUGUCUUCACUAAUUUUGUAAUACAUUGUGUUAAAUUGAAAUACUACUAGUACAUGUAUAUGAAUUUGUAAUACAUCAUAAAUAUUUGUAAUACAUUGUGUUAAAUUAAAAUAAAUGAAUUUGUAAUACAU